Molecule: messenger RNA, 875 nt
Organism: Saprolegnia diclina VS20
Lineage: Eukaryota; Oomycota; Saprolegniomycetes; Saprolegniales; Saprolegniaceae
Exons: 1
Coding region: 180-758 (192 amino acids)
Source: RefSeq, a predicted model, not a curated record
UGUCGAGUCGACGGACGACGAACGACAAGCGGCGCGGACCAGGUGCCAGCCGCGACGCACAACUAAAGCCGACCACUCAGUUCUGAGCAUUAUCCAUCGACGGCAAAGAGGGCGGUUGAAGCAGCAUGGCGAGCGCUAAAUAUAGCGCCGCUGAGCCAAGUCAAUGACAGUGUACGACGAUGACCUUCAAGAACAUCAGCGCGCGGACCCGGGACGAGCGCAAGGCCGUGCGGGACAAGGAAACAUGGGAGAAGGAUCGGCUCAAGGCGCGCAAGGAAGGCUUCAUUCGCGUCGACACGUCCAUUUCGGGCAGCGCCAUGACCGUCCAGGCCCAAGGGUCGCAAGGGUUCAUGUCGGACGCCGACCGCUUUCAUACAGACGUCGCGGGCGAAGAAAAGGUCCUGCGCGAGUCGCGCCACGCCAAACACCAGCUUGUCUAUGACCACAAGCGCCGAGACAACCAGCUUCGCGAAGACCAGCGCUGGAAGACCAUGGACGCCAAGGCGGCGGAGGAGAAGCAGCGCUGGGAUCGGCUCCGCGACGACGGUGGCAAGGCGCGUCGCAACAAGGCGUCGUGCGAAUACAACCUCGUGACGCUCAAGUACAACGACGGUAAGGACGGCGAGCGCCUCAUGAAGGCAGACAAUGAGAUCCGCCACCGCGCCGCCGUGCGCGCCGCGAACCUGCAGUUCCAGAACUCCCGCGCCGGCAUCAACCCGAUUACAGGCGACCCGAUUGCCCGUGUAUCGUUCUCGUAGUAGAUAGCAUCCUAUCGACUAGAUGACUAACUAUAAUGCAAGCACGCAGGAGGGGCAACGACUGAACUUUCAGAUCGAAAGAUUUGGCGCCACGACCGCGACCCUUCAACACGAAAA